Effrenium voratum is the source of this 3330-nucleotide messenger RNA. The record is from the annotation of a GenBank genome assembly. Lineage: Eukaryota; Dinophyceae; Suessiales; Symbiodiniaceae.
AUGGACGUCGUGCCAGCCUUGCCCUUCGGCGUGGCAGAACUCAGGGAGUGGCUCCUCGCAAGGUGCUGGACGCUCGACGAGGCCUUUCAGGACUGCAGGGAGGAGCUGACCUACGCCGAGCUGCGCGGCCUCUUCGCCGUGCCCAGCCCGGGCUUGAGUGACAGCUGGCGGGCUGGGGAGAACCCGGAGAGGGUGGACUUUUUAGCGCCAGUUCCAGAGGAGCAUGAGCUGCUGCCCUCGCGCCCUGCGCGCUUGGAGGCCGGCAUUCUGAAGCUCUUCAUCGGUCUGCAGGAUGGCCAGGGCUGCACGGAGGAUGCGGCCACCAUCCCAAAGCGCCAGCUGCUUUUUGCGCUCUCGCGCGCCGCCCCACGAGAGGGCUUUCGCAGCUGGUCCCAGCGGGCGCUGCUGCAGGGCAUCCAGGACCUCGAGCUGAAUAGGGAGAGCUUCUGUGAGGCGGUGGUGCUGCAGAAUGGGCACGUGGAAGAUGCAAAGGAGUGGUUCCAGCUGCUUUGCGCCUCCCGGGCGAAAGCGAGACUGCCGCCGGGGUACCUGGCGCAGGCGGCGCUGCGGCCACGCCUGGCCGGGGCUUGCGAUGCCGCGGAGCCCUGGCAGCUGCAGGAGCUGGCGGUGAGGCUAAUCAGUGUGUGGGGAGACCUCUCGACGGCCUUUCGCCUUGGCCCUGCACAGGACGAGCUCGAUGGCCGCUGCAGCUCGCCCGCGACGCAGAUGGCCAAGACCCACGCGGCAAAGCUGGGCCGGCCGCGAAAGCUGAGCGCCAGGCAAUGGCAGCGGGCUUUGCGCGGCAAGCCGGCGUGCCAGCUCUUAAGCGAGGUGGAAGCCCGCACGGAGUCUGAGCGUUUGGCCGGGCUGAGCCCUCUGGAUCGGCUCUUCCCGAACCUCAGCGACCGGCUGCUGGUGAACAAAAACCUGUGGCUUCCUGGCGAGCUGAUCUGGGUCAGCUACAACCUCAGUGACUUCGGGUAUUGGGGAUGCGGCGGUCUACCUCCGCUGGUCCAAGGCAAGCUGCAGCUCGGCCGCCAGCCUUUCGUGGCGCUGGUGCCGCAGCCUGAAAUGGCUGGACACGAGGAGCCAGUGCCCGCGAGCCGCGCGCCCUUGGACCCCUUCGGGGGCGCGGUGCCGCUGCGGGCGCCCCGUGCCUGUGCAGCCCUAGCCUGUUGGCAGCUGCGGCUUUUCGCUUCAGAGGAUGGGGAGACACCUCUGACCGCGCUGAGCCAGCCGCUCUUCAUCCAGGUCAUGAGUGUCCCACCAGCGCCACCCUCGGAUGUCACCUUGGCUGAGCAGACAAAGGACACGCUUACAGUGACAUGGGCUGAGACGCUGCGAGAUGGCGGCUCGGACCUGCUGCACUAUGAGCUUGGUCUUUGGCAAGACGGCGAGGCGGUGGAGACCAUCCAGACCUCGGAGCCACCUCUCACGGUUCCGGGCCUCAAACCGGGCAAGUCCUACGUUGUGCGAGUGCGGUCGGUCAACAGUCUGGGCCCGAGCCCUUGGAGCCCGGUGUUGGCGGCGAGCGCGGUGAAGACGGUGCCCGUGCCGGGGCAGCUGGCGGCGCCCUUCCCGGUGGAGGUUGGGACCUCGGAUGUGCUGCUGCGGUGGGUGCCUGAGCCUGGCUUCCGGGUCGGGUGCCACCUGCUUCGGGCAGAGCCGCAAGACGCAGACGGGGAGGAGUUGGUGCAGAAGUGUGAUGGCGGCAGGACGGAAAUGCUUUUCACCGGCCUUGCCAACUUCACCCGCUAUCGCUUCAGCAUCGCGGCCCUGAACUCUCAUGGCCGCGGGCCUUGGAGCUCCAGCGUGGAGGCUUGCACCCAGCCAGACUUGCCUGGCGCCCCACAGCUCUUGAGCUGCGAAGUGGACCAUUCCUCUCUGCACAUCAAGUGGAAGCCGCCGACCUACCAGGCCUCUGGGGUCCUUGACUAUGUGCUGCGUGCAAGUGGUCUUGAUCCCAACCAGGCUUCUGAGAUCCUCGUCGCUGCCCCUCCAGCACGCGUCGAUGGCCUGCUGGGCAACACCACAUACCGUGUUUCGGUUGCAGCCCGAAACGUGGCUGGUGUGGGAGAUUCUGCUAUCUUGGAGGUGACGAUGCCGGUGCGGGCGCCCUCGGCGCCCCGGAGCUUCGAGAUGCAGCAGCGCCUCAGGUGGCAGCCACCUGCAGACAACGGAGGGGCACCAGUGGAGAAGUACAUUCUGCAGGUUGCAGGCCCGGAGGGCGAGCGGGAGAUUACUUGCUUUGGCGAUGAUGGGGAGCCCGGCUGGAAAGGCGCCUGCUUGCCGUCCUUGGGCAGCGCCACCGAGUAUCGCCUGGCCCUCGCAGCGGUGAACGCCGCGGGGCGCUCAGAGUUUGCCCAGUGCCAGCUGCGCACGGCUGCGGUCCCAGGCCCUCCAGAACCACCGCGGGUGCUGCGGCAGCUGAACAACCUGCGGCUGCGCUGGAAGAUGCUCAAGGACUGCGAAGACCCUGUGCUUCAGUACGAGGUUCGGGUGGCACUCAGCGACAAGAGGAUUUUGGCGCAGACAGUGGUGGAAGGGCUGCAGGUGAAGCUGGCUGGUUUGGAGCUGGGCGGCAGCUACUGCGCCCAGCUCAGGGCGCAGACGGCGGCGGGCUGGAGCCCCUGGAGCCGCUGGAGCACGCCGCGCUGCUGCGCGCAGGUGCCGGGCAGGCCCAGCCCGCCCCGGCCUUUGGUUCAGCGAAGCGCUUGGUCUUUGUUUGUGGAGUGGGACGUGCCGGAGAGCGACUCGCAUUUGCUUGAGUACGAGCUGUGGUGUGGUCAGGGUUCCUCGGGCCCGGCGCCCACGGAGGGCCGGCGAAUCCGCGCCACCCGAACCGCGGCGAAAGUGACGGGCCUCACAGCAAGCACUCGCUACGUCUUCCGGGUCCGCGCGCUGAACGAUUCCGGCUGGUCACCAUGGUCGGGCCCCUCGGAAGUGGCAUGUACGUCGGAUGCACGCAGCACUGCUGCCAUCCUUUCGGCCGUGUGGCGGCACUUCGGAGGAAUCGAGGCCGCAUUCCGAGCCUUUGACAGGGAUGCCGAUGGCUGCAUAAGCAGAAACGACUUCGUUUUUGGGCUGGGCCUUGUGCUGUCGGUGCCCAUGGAGCAGCGAAUGCGCAUGUUCGAGGCAGCAGGCAGAAGUUGCCUCGCCUACGAGGACUUCGCGGCUCUCUUCCCCCGCUCGCAUCUGAGUCUCCCAAGUCCCCUGCCCGGGCGGAGCCCGCGCCCUUCCCGCGCCGGAAGCCCUGACGCGGGGGCGAAGAGCCCCUGCCCCAGGGGAUCGCCAAGAGCACUCAAACUUGGCUGCAGGGGCGGCGGUUGA